AUGAUUUAUUAUUUUUUCUGUAAAGCGUUUCCAGUGGACGCUAUUAACAGUGAUGAUUUAGAUGUAUAUUUUACACCGCAAUGUCAAAAUAAAAAAGUUCAUUCACUAUUUGGUAGUUUUGAACGUGGUUUAAAUACUGUUAAACAAAUUCUUACAAUAAAACGACUCAAUGCAAAUAAACCAAGAAAAACUUGGGAAACAGCUAAUAUAACAUCAUUAAAUUUCGAUAAUCCUGAUCAAUUAUGUGAUUUACUUGAACAACCUAUUAAAUUUAAUUCUCACCUUAAAUAUAAAGAAAAAAGAAGUCAUUUUAUGUAUGAUGUAUUUACUGAAGAUGAUUGGGAUAAAGUUGUAUUAGAAUUUAAUUUAGAAAUAGUUGCUGUAUAA
This is a messenger RNA of Rotaria sp. Silwood1, 387 nucleotides long. The record is from the annotation of a GenBank genome assembly. NCBI's taxonomy places the organism in Eukaryota, Metazoa, Rotifera, Eurotatoria, Philodinida, Philodinidae.